Molecule: messenger RNA, 927 nt
Organism: Biomphalaria glabrata
Lineage: Eukaryota; Metazoa; Mollusca; Gastropoda; Planorbidae
Product: DNA-directed RNA polymerase III subunit RPC7-like
Exons: 6
Coding region: 161-823 (220 amino acids)
Biological process (GO): transcription by RNA polymerase III
Cellular component (GO): RNA polymerase III complex
Source: RefSeq, a predicted model, not a curated record
AAUAAAGAUUUAAUGACCACAAAAACAGUGAGCGUCCGAAUUCAUGUAAUGUCAAGAUUAAAAAACUACUCUAAUUAAUAAUAAAGACAAGACAAGAGUAAUACUGUCAGCAGUCAGUGUCAUUGUUACUGAAAUGGAUAUUUUGUAAAUUAAAAAAAAAAUGAGUGGCAGAGGAAGAGGACGUGGUAGGGGAGCCUCUAUUAAUUUGGAGGCUCUUGGCUUGGGUCGAGGUGAAAUUUUGCCUACAGUUGCUCAACCUCCUCCCUUGUAUCCACCAUUGUUGUUCAAACCAGUACCUUUGGUUACUACUGAUGACUAUAACUACAUCCUUAACCUUAAACAAGAGCUAAGAGAAUCAUUUCACAAGUCUCCAUAUUUCAUCAAAGAACCAAACAAAGUGAAAGACAUAGUGCGCUAUUCUGACAAGUAUCAAUUAGGCCUGAAUGAUUCUUCUACUAAUUGGAUGCCAGAUUGGACAAGAUUUCCUAGUGAACUGAAAGAGAAAGUCAAGCGGAAGAGAGCAGUACAUUUUGUAAAACCUAACAUUAAAAAAGCUAAAGUAGCUCAAGUUGAGGAUGUUUCUAAAUUAUUGGAGAAAUUAGAAGAUACAGAUGCAAAGUCAGUAAACAUGGAAGAGGUUGAAGGACAUGAUGGGGAUGAAGAAGAUAAGAAGAAAGAAAAAGAAGAGGGAGAAGAAGAGGAGGAGGAAGAAGUAGAUGAUGAAGAUGUUGAAGAGGAAACAGAUUAUAACCUGGACUAUUUUGACAAUGGUGAAGAAUAUGGUGAUGAUGAUGAAGAUGAUGAUGAGGGGCCAACAUAUUGAUGUUAGAAAAGUGUAUCAAUGUUGUUAUUCAGAUGCUUUUGAUUAAACAGUAAUUGUGUACAUAUAAAUGUUUCAUGAUUAAUAAAAAAAAAUGUAUAAAAGAA